GCCCGGGAGCUAGUCUCGGGGCCUGACGGGAUUGUGGCGGUCCUCUCUUCCAACUAGAAAGCUACCGCUACCUCCAGACGCUCUCAAGAUGGCUACCUCUCUGGGUUCCAACACCUAUAACAGGCAGAACUGGGAGGAUGCGGACUUCCCCAUACUGUGCCAGACGUGUCUUGGAGAAAACCCGUAUAUCCGAAUGACCAAAGAAAAGUACGGGAAGGAAUGCAAAAUCUGUGCCAGGCCAUUCACAGUGUUUCGCUGGUGCCCCGGGGUUCGCAUGCGUUUCAAGAAGACCGAAGUAUGCCAAACCUGCAGCAAAUUGAAGAAUGUCUGCCAGACCUGCCUCUUGGACCUAGAAUAUGGCCUGCCCAUCCAGGUUCGUGAUGCGGGAUUAUCUUUUAAGGAUGACAUGCCAAAGUCAGAUGUCAACAAAGAGUACUACACGCAGAAUAUGGAGAGAGAAAUUUCUAACUCUGAUGGAACACGACCAGUCGGUAUGCUGGGGAAAGCCACAUCCACCAGUGACAUGCUGCUCAAAUUGGCCCGGACCACACCCUACUAUAAACGGAAUCGACCCCACAUUUGCUCCUUCUGGGUGAAAGGAGAAUGUAAGAGAGGAGAGGAGUGUCCAUACAGACAUGAGAAACCUACAGAUCCAGAUGACCCCCUUGCUGAUCAGAAUAUCAAAGACCGAUAUUAUGGAAUCAAUGACCCUGUGGCAGAUAAGCUUCUAAAGCGGGCUUCAACCAUGCCUCGUCUGGACCCACCAGAGGACAAGACCAUCACCACUCUAUAUGUUGGUGGUCUGGGAGAUACUAUUACUGAGACAGAUCUAAGAAAUCACUUCUACCAGUUUGGAGAGAUUUGGACAAUAACUGUUGUACAGAGACAGCAGUGUGCUUUCAUCCAGUUUGCCACAAGGCAAGCUGCAGAAGUGGCUGCUGAAAAAUCCUUUAAUAAAUUGAUUGUUAACGGCCGCCGGCUCAACGUGAAAUAGGGAAGAUCCCAAGCAGCCAGAGGAAAAGAAAAAGAGAAGGAUGGAACCACAGACUCUGGAAUCAAGCUAGAGCCUGUUCCAGGGCUGCCGGGAGCUCUUCCUCCUCCUCCUGCAGCAGAAGAAGAAGCCUCUGCCAACUACUUCAACCUACCCCCAAGUGGUCCUCCAGCCGUGGUGAACAUUGCCCUGCCACCACCCCCUGGUAUUGCUCCACCACCACCCCCAGGUUUUGGACCACACAUGUUCCACCCAAUGGGACCACCCCCUCCCUUUAUGAGGGCUCCAGGACCAAUCCACUAUCCCUCUCAGGACCCUCAGAGGAUGGGAGCUCAUGCUGGGAAACACAGCAGCCCCUAGCACAUUAUCACCAUGCUUGGGUUCUACGGAAGAAAGGGCGCUUAAAAAAUGCCAGUAAAUGGAUCUUGGAAUAAAUAUAUUUUUUCUUCCUUCUUAGUUUUCAUGGUAGCUGAAUGUGUUCUGAUGUGGGCAGUCAGAGAACUACAGCCAUGCUUUCCUACAUGUAUUCAAAGGACUGAUGGACCUCAAAUAAGCUGUCAUUAACACAUCUGGUUACUACACUCACAUUACUAAUAAAACCUAAUGCCUGCUCCCCUUUCCUAUAUGGGAGACAAGUGACUGGAUGAGUUGGAAUGUCCAACAGAGUUACAUCCCAAUUAUAUGUUUAUUUUUUAUCUUUAUUUUCGAAAAAAAUUGACCUGCGGUAAAAAAAAAAAAAA
Molecule: messenger RNA, 1731 nt
Organism: Choloepus didactylus (southern two-toed sloth)
Lineage: Eukaryota; Metazoa; Chordata; Mammalia; Pilosa; Megalonychidae
Product: pre-mRNA-splicing factor RBM22-like
Exons: 1
Coding region: 89-994 (301 amino acids)
Cellular component (GO): U2-type catalytic step 2 spliceosome; Prp19 complex; U2-type catalytic step 1 spliceosome
Molecular function (GO): pre-mRNA binding; metal ion binding; U6 snRNA binding
Source: RefSeq, a predicted model, not a curated record